AUGGAUCCACAGUGGCAGUCAUAUCACGACCCUACCAGCUCCCAGCAGCACCAGCAAUCCUACGAAGACGGGGCCAACGUUAACCCGCCUCUUGGCCACAUGCCUCCGGCCACAAGUACGAGUACAAACAACGGUCAACAUUACCCUAGCGAAACUCUGUCCCAAGAGCAGUUUGCCCACGCUCUAGCCCAGGCUCAAGCUCAAGCUGAGGCUCAAGCAUAUGCUCAGGCUCAGGCUCAGACUCAGGCUCAGAUUCAGGCUGCGCAACAGUACCGCCAGCGAGAGUACCAGCAACAGCAACAGCAACAGCAACAGCAACAGCAAGUCCAUGCUCAAGCCUACGGCCCACACCAACAACAGCACGUCGUUCCAGUGCUAGCCGCCAACCCCAACCCCGGCGCCAAUACCACCACCAGCGUCGGCGCCAGCACCAACGCCUACAGCUACGGCACUGGUCAGGCUCAGAGCCACACUCAGCCAGCGCAGGUCCAGUACAACAACUACACCACCGCCACCGCCUCCUCCCUUCAGCAGCACCCAGCUUCGUCAUUGACCUCAUCGUCCUCAAUCAUCACCACCACCCCCCAGAGUCGAGACGUCUCCGGCGACGUCGCCAUGCAGGACGUCAACGAUUCCCAUGCCGGCAUCAAGUACGCCAUGAGGCCUCAUCACCAGCCCCAGCUCUCGGGCUCCGGCCCUGGCCCUGGCACUGGCUCUGUCUCUGGUCGUCCCGCCAAUCUCCAUUCCCCGCAAGAACCUUCGUCCGCCGCCCAACGAUACUCGCCCAUGGUGGAGGCCCUUUCGCCCACCUCGCCCUAUGCGCCAAAGGGCGCCAUCCAGAAUCAAUACGCCCAGCCCAUCCAAAGGCAAUCGCCAACUCGACAACCCGAUUAUCAUUCCCAAAGCCCAUAUCAUCCGAGUCGCCAGCAUCAGCAACCCCAGCAAGUGCCUGUCCCUGGCAUGAUGCAAUACUCACCCCACGACGCUUAUCCACAACCCUCAUCAUCCUCGGUUCAAGUGCACGACGCGACCUUCUCCCACGACCCCAAGUCUCCGCGCCAUGCUGUCCCCCACAGCCUCGCCGUCGCCGAUGCGUCCAAGAGAGUGGUUCCUCAAUUCAGGAGCGUGAGGUCGCCGGCCGAUCUGCGACCUGUUGUCAAUCAGCAGCCUGCAUUCCGUCGAGCUGCUCCCGAGGGCGGAUUUAUUAGCCCUCUACAAGCGUUAACGGUUCACCUACCCGCGACCUAUCGAAUCUGCAACCCCGGCUUCAAGUAUGAGUCGUCACGGAAUCCACGCCGGGUGCUUACCAAGCCAAGCAAGGGCGUCAAGAACGAUGGGUAUGAUAAUGAGGAUAGCGAUUAUAUUCUUUAUGUCAACGAUAUCUUGGGGUCCGAGGAGGCUGGACACAAGAACCGAUACUUAAUUCUCGAUGUCCUCGGCCAGGGCACAUUCGGGCAGGUCGUCAAGUGUCAAAAUCUCAAGACUCAGGAAGUCGUGGCUGUCAAGGUCAUCAAGAACCGAACUGCCUAUUUCAACCAGAGUAUGAUGGAAGUGUCCGUGCUGGAUCUUCUCAACACGAAGCUCGACAAGAACGACGACCACCAUCUCCUCAGGUUAAAAGACACGUUCAUUCAUCGGCAGCACUUGUGCCUGGUAUUCGAGCUACUGAGCGUCAACCUCUACGAGUUAAUCAAGCAGAACCAGUUCCGAGGCCUUAGUACGACACUUGUUCGCGUGUUCGCCCAACAGCUGCUCAAUGGUUUGGUGCUACUAAACAAAGCUCGCCUCAUCCACUGCGAUCUGAAGCCCGAAAACAUUCUUCUGAAGAAUCUCGAGAGUCCGAUCAUCAAGAUUAUCGAUUUCGGCUCGGCGUGCGAUGAACGACAAACCGUGUACACGUAUAUCCAGUCACGAUUCUAUCGCUCUCCCGAGGUCCUCCUCGGCCUGCCGUACUCGUCCGCCAUCGACAUGUGGUCCCUAGGUUGCAUCGUCGUAGAACUCUUCCUCGGACUGCCGCUCUUCCCCGGUUCCUCCGAGUAUAACCAGGUCUCUAGGAUAGUCGAGAUGCUGGGGAACCCGCCGAACUGGAUGAUCGAGAUGGGCAAGCAGGGAGGCGACUUUUUUGAGAAGCGCCAGGACGAAUUCGGACGCCGGACCUAUCACCUGAAGAGCAUGGAGCAGUACUCCCGCGAACACGGCACGAAAGAGCAGCCGAGCAAGAAGUACUUCCAGGCUAGUACGCUCCCUGAGAUUAUCAAGUCGUACCCGUUACCGCGCAAGAACAUGAAGCCUUCUGAAGUUGAGCGAGAAAUGAACAACCGUACUGCUUUUAUCGACUUUGUCCGAGGACUCUUGAAUCUCAAUCCCCUCGAGCGCUGGUCGCCGCAACAAGCCAAGCUUCAUCCGUUUAUAACGCAGCAAAAGUUCACAGGCCCUUUCGUACCGCCGAUGAACCUCAAGUCGAGCUCCCUCAAUCGGUCACCAGCUCCUGGUACUCAACAACAGCAGCAGGCCGAGGCUCUGUCAAAGCAACGCGCCCAGGCAGCCCAAGCCCAAGCGAACACGGCUGCGCAGCAGACGCAGUACGGGCCGCCGAUGGCCGGCCAAUACCAUCCCCAGGGCCACGUCCAGUCGCCUCAGAUGUACGGCGGUGUCUACCCACCAGCAGGAGCCGUGCCGAACCAAGCCCCUGCCUAUGGCGGCGCCGGUUCUCAACCGGCCUACGGCCCUAUGCCCAUGAACCAGGCGCCUCAGCAACAAAUACCAUCGCAGCAGUACGGUAACGCCCACCCACCGAUGGGCGGCGGCAUGUACCAGCAACAACCGACGUCGCGGACCGGUCGCCAGCGCGCGUCGACGAUGGAGCAGCAGCAGAGCGGGAUUCCUGCAGCCAUUCAGAGGGUGGCGAGUCAUCUCGACCCGACGCAGCCCAUCAGGUUGCAGCCGAGCCCCGCCUACUAUCCGCCGCCGCCCGAGGGUAUGGCUGGCAUGGAUAGCGCUCCUGCUGGUAGGGCGGGAAGGAGAGGCAGCAGGGUGCAGGCGGGUCGCAGCAAUCGGGACUUUAUCCGUACUCUGGAGGAGAGGACGCUGGAGGAAGGUUACAUGGGAAAUCCGGCGCAGAAUCCGUGGCAUUAA
This is a messenger RNA of Scedosporium apiospermum, 3135 nucleotides long. RefSeq lists its product as uncharacterized. Gene Ontology annotation, cellular component: nucleus; cytoplasm. Gene Ontology annotation, biological process: peptidyl-threonine phosphorylation; peptidyl-serine phosphorylation. NCBI's taxonomy places the organism in Eukaryota, Fungi, Ascomycota, Sordariomycetes, Microascales, Microascaceae. The coding region runs from base 1 to 3135 and encodes 1044 amino acids. Gene Ontology annotation, molecular function: protein serine/threonine kinase activity; protein tyrosine kinase activity; ATP binding. The record is from RefSeq and is a predicted model, not a curated record. The transcript has 5 exons.